AUGCCCCGUUUAAAAGCUGAACAACGGAGUAGUAAGGACUUAAAAACGCCUGUCUCUGUCUGUCUGCAUUUGAGAAUUUUCAAUUUUGUGAUGGCAAGUGCAGAAGCUGGAGCUCCAGAGGUCACUCUAGAGACCUCAAUGGGUUCUUUCAGCAUUGAGUUAUACUACAAGCACGCACCAAGAACUUGCAGGAACUUUCUUGAACUAUCUCGUCGAGGUUAUUACGACAACGUUAAAUUUCACCGGAUUAUUAAGGAUUUUAUAGUGCAAGGAGGGGAUCCAACUGGAACUGGAAGAGGUGGAAAAUCUAUUUAUGGUGACAAGUUCGAGGAUGAGAUAAACCCCGAGUUAAAGCAUACUGGAGCUGGGAUUUUGUCUAUGGCCAAUGCUGGUCCAAAUACGAACGGAAGCCAAUUUUUCAUUACUUUGUCACCGACGCCAUCCCUAGAUGGAAAACACACCAUUUUUGGAAGAGUAUGUAGGGGAAUGGAAAUAAUCAAGAGGCUCGGUAGUGUCCAAACAGACAAUAAUGAUCGGCCUAUCCAUGAUGUGAAGAUAUUGCGGACAUCAGUCAAAGACUAA
Dovyalis caffra is the source of this 582-nucleotide messenger RNA. The record is from the annotation of a GenBank genome assembly. Lineage: Eukaryota; Viridiplantae; Streptophyta; Magnoliopsida; Malpighiales; Salicaceae.